AUGGCUGUGACAGCUCGUGUCCUAUUGGCGAUAGCCGUUCUGUGUGGACUGGCUGUGGAGGAAGGUUGGGGACGUACCCACCGUCUCCAAGUCCAAGCCGGCCGCAUCGUAGGGGGACGAAAUGCCACCAUCCAAGAGUUCCCUUACCAGGUGUCGCUGCAACGCAAGUACGCCAUCGGCGACGGCGGCAGCCACUUCUGCGGUGGUUCCAUCAUCGAUGCCCGUCACGUGCUCACUGCUGGUCACUGCCUCUACGCAUAUUACGACGUGCUGGACCAAGUGAUAGUGUCAGCUGGCAUGACCAACGUCAGGGACUUCGAUGACCCGAACCUUCAGACCCAGGCAGCGGAGGCGGCAUUCAUCCACGACGGCUUCGACAACGAUAAGCUCACAUACGACAUCGGAAUCCUUAGAGUGAGUGUCUGCAGUAUACUGUAUGUAUCUGAUAGCGAAGGCGUUCCCACAUGUAAGGUGGCGGGGAGCUUCAACCUGGACGGGACUUACGUGGCAGCAGCCACGCUGCAGAACAGCACGCCUCCUGCGGGAACCAUCUGCACCAUCACCGGCUGGGGGUACGUUGAACAGGACGGAUAUUAUGUGCUGCCUGCGAUCCUACAAGCCGUAGAUCUGCCACUGAUUUUGUCAGACGAGUGCGCCGAGUUGUACGCCAAUUACGACGACCCUGACGCCGAAGUACGAGCGGACAACAUCUGUGCUGGACUGGAGGAAGGAGGAAAGGACUCCUGUAACGGAGACAGUGGAGGACCGAUGACGUGUGGUGGUGCGGUGACGGGGCUGGUGUCCUGGGGUGACGAGGUGUGCGGCAUCCCCCACUACCCUGGGGUCUACACCGACGUGGCCACCUACUCUGACUGGAUCGCCGAUACCCUCGCUGCCAGUUACGCAGAGAUAUCUCUCAAGAAACUGCAACAGUAGCUGCCUGCAGCACUGACCGUC
Molecule: messenger RNA, 957 nt
Organism: Schistocerca piceifrons (Central American locust)
Lineage: Eukaryota; Metazoa; Arthropoda; Insecta; Orthoptera; Acrididae
Product: trypsin-like
Exons: 8
Coding region: 1-936 (311 amino acids)
Biological process (GO): proteolysis
Molecular function (GO): serine-type endopeptidase activity
Source: RefSeq, a predicted model, not a curated record